Pseudomyrmex gracilis is the source of this 7669-nucleotide messenger RNA. It is a transcript of the gene Pde8, whose product is annotated as high affinity cAMP-specific and IBMX-insensitive 3',5'-cyclic phosphodiesterase 8. The coding region runs from base 3633 to 6119 and encodes 828 amino acids. The record is from RefSeq and is a predicted model, not a curated record. The transcript has 19 exons. Gene Ontology annotation, molecular function: 3',5'-cyclic-nucleotide phosphodiesterase activity. NCBI's taxonomy places the organism in Eukaryota, Metazoa, Arthropoda, Insecta, Hymenoptera, Formicidae. Gene Ontology annotation, biological process: positive regulation of ERK1 and ERK2 cascade; signal transduction.
UUUCCAAAGAGCAAACCGUACAUCAGUCUUGUCUAAACAGUUUGUCAUAAAGUUUAAAUACUUCCUUCCGGUUGCACGCGAUGUUAUCAAGUUCGCGCAUAUUCGGCCGCUGGGCAUGCGGCUGGAAAAUUUCAAACGUCAAAGCAUCUAGCAAUCUUUUCUCGAAGGUCGACUCGUCGUCAGUUACAAUCUUUCUCGGGAGUUGCCCGAUAACUCGGUCGCAACUUGAGAGAAGUUCUCUUUGCAAAAUCUUUUUUUUUUCACAAUUUUCUAUUUAUAAUUUCCUUUUUAUAAUUUUCUCAUCUCCAAUACUUUCUAAACCGCAAUUUUUUCACCAAUAAAUAUGUAUUGAAUUACUUAAAAAAAAACUUGUACCUAAACUUUUCCCGUUAACUCCAACACUUAAUUUUUUUUUCUAAAUCCUAAUUUUAAAAUUUUUCAAUAUUUUUUACUGACCGUGAAUUUUAUUAUCUCAAUUUUUUAAUGAAUUGCCGCACUAAUCUCCGAUGUUUUAUCAUUUUUAUACGGUCACAUGGGAUCUUGUGCGUUUAUUAUGCAAAUGUUUGUUUCUGCCUUCCGGGGUUUUCAACCGUGAACAAUAUUGAUUGACACGUUUCAACAAAAGUUGUAUAAUAAUCAGGAACGUUAUCGUUGCGUCCGUGUCACGGAUAAGCGUGUAUCUUUAGCACAGAACGGAGAAGGGAAGGGCAGGGAGUUCAGGUAACAGUGAUUCUCCUUGACCUAGUCUUUCUGCGAGUGAGCGCGUCGCGUCGUGCGUGUGCCACGCUGGAGCCAUCGUUCGAGACGUGAAUUAAUCAGACACAUGGAUCUCUAGACAUUGCGACUUUCAGUUACGUUUCUAGUUUUGCGAUUUAGAAGUCCCCGCGGCACGCCGUUUGGCCGAAUAAUAUUUCGCUCUCUCUCAAGGAUCGAUUCUAGGACAAAUAAUUCAUUUGUUCUCCGCGCGCCAAGGAUCUCUGCCGUUUCUAUUUCUGUAUAUACCAUUUAUUCUAUUGUAGUUUUGUAUGCCAAAGUUACAUUCAUCAAUGAUCCUUUACGAGUUAUAUACGUGAGAUGUUCUACAUAUUUGUUGCAAUGUUGUGUCUUGUUUUUCUAGAGAGUUUCACCACGAUACAAUAUUGAUUUGCACUAUUUUUACAAAAAAAAAAAAUAAUAAUUUUAAUUUUGCAAUAUUUUAACGUAAGUCUAUCUACGUGACUACAUUAUUGUUACUAACAAACCUCUUUUUUCACAUGUUUGCUACUGGAUAUUUGAAAAACUAACUCUGAUUUCUCGACGAUCGUUACUUUUUUUAUAGCUGAUAAUUUGCGUGAGGAGAAUUGAUGUUUGUCGGGCAUUAUUUAAGUCGCGUUUAACUAUAUAGCCGAUGUGUGUCGCGAACUAUCGUGCGAGGCUUAUGUAAACAGAGCUAUUUACGCGUACUAUUAUUGUAACGCGCUCUUCGAUUUAUAAGUAUUAAAUAUUUUAUGCUCGCGUAUAUAUAUAUACUAUAUGCAGACGAAUGCAAAUAUACUCGCGAUCCGGAUAUCGAUGCGCGGCAAUCAAUUAUAGCGAUCGAAUGUAAAUACGCGCGCGUUGCGCAACGCGCGCUUUGUUUUUUAUCGUCUCUCUACGUAUGUAAAUGCAGGUCAGGUACAUCAUCGAUCAUCGAUUUUCUCGAAAGCACAUUAAAGUUACUUUAUAAUAGUUUACAGUUGAUUCAGCUUAUUUAACUAACACAUAGUGUUUACACAUGAAUAAUAUGUAUUGUUUGCAGAUAUAACAGAGACCGACAGGGAGCAAGAAAGUCCGAGUCUCGUGUUCGACAAGCGCCAUUUUGACGCCGAGGAGGAUGUUCGCAAAUUAGCUCAACGUCAGUCACGAUUAAAAAACACAUCCGUCCGAUAUUAAGUAUAAUUGAAAAGCGUAACAUCUAUGUGUAGACAGCCGCGCCUCUGUCAUUUUACGUAUAAUUCAAGACGACAAUCGAUUUUUUAGACUUUUUGUCAGCAAAACUCUGUCAUUUACGCGCAAUAUUAUUUUUUUUUCUCUCUCUCUCUUUCUCUUUCAAUUAGUUGAUUAAUUUAACUUUAGUAAUGCGUGGUUUUUUUUCGGAAGUACGAAAUCCUGUAUGAACUACUUAGCUCAUCAACGCGCACAAUAUUUUAACACACUGGUGAACAUGAACACGUAAGCAAGGUAUCGGCUGCUUAGAUUUUUAUCUUAUCGCGGAUCCAGUGUUAUAUUUGAUACACUCUAAAUUUAUUUAAAUACAUAUUUAUCGCGCGCAAAAGCGUACGUGAUUCUCAUGCCGAUCAAAAUAGUCAACAAUAGUUUUUUUUUUUUUUUAUUCUUCAAAGAUUCGGAAUUGCGAAUAUAAAUCUGCGAAAUUUUAUCGUUGCUCGGCAUUCAAGUUUCGCUGUCUAAUUCAUAUGAUUUUUUAUUUGUUUUGUCAACUUCAACUUUCUUCGUAUUUAUUUUAUCUAUUUUAUCUAUUUUUAGCGCUGGUCUAUUUAAAUUCGCAAUAUAAUGUCGCUGCCCCAAAUGGACCCCGCAGUAUCUCAAGUCUCCCCGACGACGCUAUCGCGUCACUCUUCUGUAAGGCCGAUCACUCUCGAGUAGAAUUUUAACUUGGUCGAUUUGGUACUCUCGGUUCAGUCGCUGUCUUUGAGCCGCAAACGACACAUCGUUCUCGACACAUUGAGACAAAUGUGUUACAUGCCGAUGUUUAUCGUCGACUUAUAAUCCACUUCGCGACUCUGAUCGCCCUGCAUUAUCAUUUAUUGUGAAAUUUGACCAAUCUCAAGUGUUGUUUGUUGUGCGAGCACGUUUCUCACUACUUAUAAACAUAGUGUCCGAAAGAAACGCAGGUCGAAUGUUGCGGACAAAUUGAAUUUUGAUUUGACUUAGAUGCUCUGUGUGCUUGAAGUUGAGAAAAUAUGCGCGUGAGAGCUUCUGAUAAAAUUCUAGUCUUACGUUAAUAUAUUCUAUUUUUGGAUUCGUAUUUUUAGAUUAAUAUUUAAUAAAUAAUAAGUUUGCUUGAAUUUAAUUAUUUCAAAAAGUGAAAGUUAAUUAUAAAGAUUAAAAAUAAUGUUGACUUUUGCGUUUUAACACCAUCAUGGAAAUGACUGAAUUUUUGAUGCAACGUUGUUUGAAAAAAAAAAAAUAAUAAAUUACGUAUGCGGAAAUAUCUACGUAGUUAAGAUUACACGAUUGUGUGUACGCGUUUCUCGAACAAUCUUUGAUCUUCGCAACAAAAAUAAUCGAUCAAUCGCGACUUUUGUUUAAAUCCAAGCAAUUGACUCCAAUCGUCUACGAAACAGAAUAAUCUCGAUAAGACUUUGCGAUUGUGGUCGUCAAUUGAAAUAAUCUCAAUUUGCAACAGGUCGGGUUGUGUGCAACAAUUGUUUCUAAACAUUUCUUCGGCAAACUGUGUCUCUUUCACGGAGUCUUUCGCGCGUGUAACUCACAGGCGCGUGAUAACAUAUAUGCAUUUACGUGUAAUGAGAACGGACACGAGAAAUCGCGAUUUUCAACAGUGCGAAAUUACGUAAUUCCGCGUAAUUCAAUGUGAUUGCGAGAUCGGGAAAACGUAAUUUAUACAUACAUACGUAUAAAUAUAUUAUAUAUUUAUGGCAUCGCCACCGAGUAAAUAUUUCUUCCCAAGCGAGGAGGAAGACAUCUGGGAAGACAAACUGUUUCCAAAUCAUUUCUCUGGCAAAACGGAUGUGCGUGACAUCGAGGAUGAAAAAACACACACUUUCGAGACCACCACACUUGACAAUGGCGAUUACUUAACUAUCAAGGGGCCGCAGGAUCUCGAUAGGUAUUUAUUGACAGCUACCGCGCCCAGUAUCGUGAAAAUAUUGUUAGUCUUUAGAAAAGAUGACCAGCAGAUGAACAUACUCGCUUCUACGGCGGGAAGACUGAACUGGAGCGUGUCGGUGGCGCACAACGCGGAAAAAGCAAUAGAACUCUAUCAAAAUCGGGCCCACGAGAUAGUUAUAAUCGAUCAUAGGGGACAUCGCGCGACCGAGGGCGACGCUAUUUGUAGAGCGAUCAGGUUAACUCCGGUUUAUCACAAUUCCGUUAUCAUAGCACUCGUCAAGAAAUCAUAUUUCAUGCUCGAAGAGAAGGAUCAUAUUACAUCGGUGAACUUGUUGGAAACAGGUUUUACCAGAGCGUUGUUGGAGUGUUCUCACGAAGGUAUAUUAAUAAACGAAUUAAUAGGAAUCUAUGCUAGCUCGUUAUUGCCUAGAACGCAACUCGCAGCUGCGCAUGCAUUAUAUUUGGCACUUGACAGGUGUCACGAUAUGGUGCACGUGACUGACGAUAAAAACGUUGUGCAGUUUCUAAACAAAGUCAGCGAAAAAUUGUUAGGGUAUAAGAAGGAGGAAGUAUUGGGGAGAAAUCUCUCGGACAUAGUCUACUACGAAAAUUUCGCUCUCAUGGAGCAACAAUUGAGUAAGGGUCACGAAUUCGAAGGAAAUAUGAAUUGCAAGAGGAAAAACAAUCAAACGGUCACGAUCAAUUGCAGGAUAAUUCCGUUCUGCACGACGUUAAAAAAGCCAACUCAUUACAUAUACGUCUACGACACGAUCUAUCUGUCGGAAAAUUUAGUUGGCAGUCCGAUCGGCAGCCCACUGCACCUUUCGUACAGGUCAAGUGUGUUGAACGCAAGGAGAACUUCUGGAUCCGAAGGCCGCAGACGAUCCAGCUUACAGAAAUUAAAUUGCUUGCACUUAGAAGCUCCUAUUACGAAAGUCAUUACGCUUCUCACAAGCGCGAUUACCGAGUCAACUAAUCCGGAAACAGCGGCGCAGAUCGACAAGGCGAUCGAUAUCCUAAAGACGACGGAACUUUACGUGCCACAUGUUAAGGAAGACAGAGCGAUGUACAGCGAUCCGGUUACGGCUGAUCUCGUUGGCGCGUUAAUUGCUUCUCCGCGAAAUGCGUGGGAAUCGAGAAGAUCGUCGUCAGAUUCGGCAAGAAUGUCUACUAUCAGAGCCGUCACAAGUCCGGCCAACAUGCUGAUAAAAACUGCUCACGGAUCGCAGCAAAUCAUGGAAUUGCUGGACAAGUGUUUAGAGUGGGAAUUUGAUAUAUUUAAGCUUGAAGUGUUGACUGAGAGAAGGCCACUUGUUUUUCUGGGCUCGGCGAUCAUGAAUAUGUUUCAAGUGUCGGCUAAGUUGAAUUGCGACGAAAGAGUUAUGCGUAACUGGCUGGCGAUUAUCGAGCACAAUUACAUCGCGGAGAACAGCUAUCACAAUUCGACGCAUGCCGCCGACGUCUUGCAAGCGACCGCGAGAUUUAUGCAGUCAAAGAGAAUGAAACAAAUCUUAGACCCGCUGGACGAGGUCGCCGCGUUAAUCGCCGCCGUUGCGCACGAUAUCGAUCAUCCUGGACGGUCCAGUCAAUUUCUUUGCAACGCCAACAAUCGUUUGGCGAUACUCUACAAUGAUCUGUCGGUUCUCGAGUCGCAUCACGCAGCCUUGACGUUCAAAUUAACUUUAUCCGAUGACAGUGUAAAUAUUUUUAAGAAUCUAGAACGAGAUACGUACAAAUUGCUGCGGCAAAAUGUCAUUGACAUGAUUCUGGCGACUGAAAUGACGAAGCACUUCGAACACCUGGCGAGGUUCAUGAACGUCUGUAGCGCGAGAAUCGGCGACUGUCAAGAUUCAUAUUCCGAUUCUCUGGACAUGUCCGUGAUACUGCAGCCGGAUAACGUGAUACUCGUCAAACGAAUGAUGAUCAAAUGCGCGGAUGUGUCCAAUCCGACGCGGCCGCUCAAGUGUUGCAUCGAAUGGGCGCGACGUAUCGCUCAGGAGUAUUUUAGUCAGACCGACGAGGAAAAGAGGCUCAAGAUGCCGGUAGUGAUGCCGAUGUUCGACCGAUUAACGUGUUCGAUACCGAAAUCGCAAAUCGGUUUCGUCGAUUACAUCAUCAACGACAUGAUCGAGGCUUGGGAUGUGUUCAUCGACAUGCCGGAAAUGGUGGGCUACAUGCGGCAGAAUUACGUUAAAUGGAAAGAGUAUAAUGAGCAAGGUAUCUCGACUCUGCAGGACCUCGAGAAGCUACAGCAACAUCCCGAUUUGCAGAUACCGCGAUUACCUUCGUGAAGACAGCGUGUUGUUUUUCUCAUUUUUUGUUGUUGUUACAUUUAUGCUGCGACUAUCUGCGCGCAAAGACGUGUGUAUAAUAUUUAUAUAUAUUUAAGAAUAAGCGGACACACACAUAUAUAUAUAUAUGAUAAGAUGCAAAUCAGUUCCAGGAAAAUAUAUGCAAUUUGCUUGUUUCCGCGCGCGCGCGCGCCGUAUAUUUGUAUUUUAUGUAUAGCUCCGUUUUCCUCUCUCGGUUUUAUCUAGCUAUUUUAAAACACGUGACGCACAUCAGCAAGAUGCAUAUAGUAUAAAGUAAGGAAAUACCUUUGCGCGUAGCUUCCGUAAUUCUCUGUGUGUGUGUGUAUGUGUGUGUUUACUUCGAGAUCAUUGGCUGCGAAUUUUGGCGCGCGUACGUGAUCAUUAAAAACAAAUAUUGUACAUGAAAGCGGCUCUAAUAAAAACUAAAAAAAAAAAGACUCAAGAGAAAGAAAUAUACGUUGAAAUCAUUUUUUGUCAAGCCUCCAGAAUCCCUUAAAAAUCGCCACUUCGUAAAUUUAAUUUCUUACUGUGAAACUUCGACGAUGCGCAGUUGUGCUACUUGGAAGGGAGGACUUGGUGUAAAUUUAAACAUUUGAAAGAAAAACAGAGACUCAAAUAAUUAUGGAUCCGGAUACCACUUUAUUGUAUUUUUUCUUCUCCUCUUACUUUUUGCCAAGAAAUGGCGCCGGGCCUAUUUCUAUGCGCAUGAGUAUAUAGAAUUAAAAAAUUAAAAAACCAGAUAUAUAUGUGUAUAUAUACAUAAAUAAGUUUAUAAGCUGUUUAUAUAUAUAUAUAUAUAUCGAGAUGGAAUUCCGCGUUAAAAGUUCGAAUAUCUAAAAUUCUGACAACUAAGAAAACGUGUAUAAUAUGUAAUUUCGGAUUGUUACGAAUUACAAAUCUGUGUUGUUUCUUUUUCGUUUUUUUUUUUAUUUUUUAUUUUUUUUUUUUUUUGUUCUUCACGUAAGUGUAGAAAGUACGCAUUCGCUCUGCUCAAAUCUCUGCUCUGACAUAACAUGUACGUUUGUUGUAUAUAAUAAUCUAUGUAAGAACGAUACAACGCGCGAAAUAUAUGCUGCGUAUUACAAAACCAAAGGAGAAUCGGUACAGUCGUUUUUUUUUACAUCAAUAUAUAACAUCAAUAAGUCCAUCGAGUUACAAGUAUCGCCUUUUUGUUUUUUUUAUACUUGAGUGGUUAUUUAAGUCACAUUUAUCGUGAGUUAUUUUUUGGUUUUUUUCUUUUUCUUUACGUAUGCUCUGAGAUAUACAAUACAUACAUGCACUUUUACAUCCAUAUAACGCAGAACUCCCCGUGCGGGAAGAAUCGCGUGCGAUUGAAUCAAUGGCCGUUUUAUCCAGUGUCGAGUCAUUGCAUUUCUUAUGCCUAAACAUGGGGAUCGGAGAUCCGUUUUUUUUUGUUUUUUUUGUUUUUGUUUUAAGUAUUUCUUUUAGAUCUUAUUCUAGACGAACCAUACAUUUUACAGCAACAGUACGUCGGAAUAGAAGUUGUAAAGGGCAUAUAGAGACAAGAA